GCUAGAUCCACCUGAGGAGGUUGUGGGGUGACUGCGCGGACGCCAUUUUGUCGGUGUUUGUCGCAGCCGCGGCUGGAGAGCGACGACGGCGGUUCGGCGACAUUUCUCGGCCAACAGGCCUUUCGCUUUUGCGGAGAUGCGGCAUUCCAAACGAACUCACUGCCCUGAUUGGGAUGGCAGAGAAAGCUGGGGCCAUGACAGCUACAGUGGAAGUCACAAACGGAAGAGGAGAUCUCACAGUAGUACACAAGAAAACAGGCAUUGUAAACCACAUCAUCAGUUUAAAGACUCUGAUUGUCACUAUUUAGAAGCAAGAUGCUUGAAUGAAAGAGAUUAUCGGGAUCGAAGAUACAUUGAUGAGUACAGAAAUGAUUACUGCGAAGGAUAUGUUCCCAGACAUUAUCAUAGAGACAUUGAAAGCUCUUACCGGAUCCACUGCAGUAAAUCCUCAGUACGAAGCAGGAGAAGCAGCCCUAAAAGGAAGCGUAAUAGACACUGUGCAAGUCAUCAGUCACAUUCGAAGAGCCACCGAAGGAAAAGAUCCAGGAGUAUAGAGGAUGAUGAGGAGGGUCACCUGAUCUGUCAAAGUGGAGACGUUCUAAGAGCAAGAUAUGAAAUCGUGGACACUUUAGGUGAAGGGGCCUUUGGCAAAGUUGUAGAGUGCAUUGACCAUGGCAUGGAUGGCUUACAUGUAGCAGUGAAAAUUGUAAAAAAUGUAGGCCGUUACCGGGAGGCAGCUCGCUCUGAAAUCCAAGUGUUGGAGCACUUGAACAGCACUGACCCCAACAGUGUCUUCCGAUGUGUCCAGAUGCUAGAAUGGUUUGAUCAUCAUGGUCAUGUUUGUAUUGUAUUUGAGCUGCUGGGACUUAGUACCUAUGAUUUUAUUAAAGAAAAUAGCUUUCUGCCAUUUCAAAUUGACCACAUCAGGCAAAUGGCUUAUCAGAUCUGCCAAUCUAUAAAUUUUUUACAUCAUAAUAAAUUAACUCAUACGGAUCUAAAACCUGAAAAUAUUUUAUUUGUGAAGUCUGACUAUGUAGUCAAAUACAAUUCUAAAAUGAAACGAGAUGAACGCACCCUGAAAAACACAGAUAUCAAAGUUGUUGACUUUGGAAGUGCAACAUAUGAUGACGAACAUCAUAGUACCUUGGUGUCCACACGGCACUACAGAGCUCCAGAGGUUAUUUUGGCUUUAGGUUGGGCUCAGCCUUGUGAUGUUUGGAGCAUAGGCUGCAUUCUUAUUGAGUAUUACCUUGGGUUUACAGUCUUUCAGACUCAUGAUAGUAAGGAACACCUGGCAAUGAUGGAGCGGAUAUUAGGACCCAUCCCAGUGCACAUGAUCCAAAAGACAAGGAAGCGCAAAUAUUUCCACCAUAACCAGCUAGAUUGGGAUGAGCAUAGCUCAGCUGGGAGAUAUGUUAGAAGACGCUGCAAGCCAUUGAAGGAAUUUAUGCUGUGUCACGAUGAAGAGCAUGAAAAGCUGUUUGACCUGGUUCGAAGAAUGUUGGAGUAUGACCCAACGAAAAGGAUUACCUUGGAUGAAGCAUUGCAGCACCCUUUCUUUGACUUAUUAAAAAGGAAAUGAAUGGGAAUCAGUGGUCUUCCUAUAUACUUCUCUAGAAGCAAUUACUUUAAGACUGUGUCAGUCAACUAAACAUUCUAAUAUUUUUGUAAACAUUAAAUUAUUUUGUACAGUUAAGUGUAAAUACUGUAUGUUUUGUAUCAAUAGCAUAGCUACCUUGUUAAGUAUAGUGUUGAUAAUGAAUGCAAUAUGAGUUAAAAUGAAUUUUCCCUUUUGAUGUUAAUUGCCAUUUUUAAAGGCCUUUGGAAUACCCUUUGUGUCCAGUGAUUAAAGUGAUUGGUCUUGUCUUUUGUACAUGAAGGUUGACUCUGAAGUGAUUUUUUUUUUUUCUUGAGUAAAAGGAAAUCUUGAC
Molecule: messenger RNA, 1931 nt
Organism: Chionomys nivalis (European snow vole)
Lineage: Eukaryota; Metazoa; Chordata; Mammalia; Rodentia; Cricetidae
Gene: Clk4
Product: CDC like kinase 4
Exons: 13
Coding region: 137-1582 (481 amino acids)
Biological process (GO): regulation of RNA splicing; protein phosphorylation
Cellular component (GO): nucleus
Molecular function (GO): protein tyrosine kinase activity; ATP binding
Source: RefSeq, a predicted model, not a curated record